Messenger RNA from Camelina sativa (false flax), 1562 nucleotides. RefSeq names its product putative inactive purple acid phosphatase 16. Gene Ontology annotation, cellular component: cytoplasm. Gene Ontology annotation, molecular function: hydrolase activity, acting on ester bonds. The record is from RefSeq and is a predicted model, not a curated record. Lineage: Eukaryota; Viridiplantae; Streptophyta; Magnoliopsida; Brassicales; Brassicaceae.
AAUUUUUUUUUUUUUCAGGAUUACUACUAUCCCGUUUCAUAGUUCAAUUAUUAUUUUAUUUUCUUCUUCUUCUUCUUGUGUUCAGCUGAAUUUAUAAUUCAAAAACCAAGAAAACUUAUAUAGAUGAAUUUUAUAAUGAUUUAUUUAUUUUCUGUCGCAAACACAAGAAGGAGCCUUAUCUUUAUCAAAGUUGUGAAACAUGAAAGAAAGAUCAAAACUUUAAACUUCAUUAAAUACAGUUUGAAUCGUCUCAUUCAUACUACUAUAUAUAUUCUUACUAUUCCAAGAUGAAAAAAUGGUCGUUAUAUCAUCUGAUCAUCACCGUUCUAUCUCUUCCACUAAUAUCAGCCGUAGGAGUAGGAGGAUGGGAGCUAAGCAUCCCGACGACGACAGCGACGAGGAGUAGUAGUAAUCUUCGGGUGCGGGAAGGAUCACCGUUCAAGAUCGCAAUCUUUGCAGACCUCCACUUCGGUGAAGACACGUGGACUGAUUGGGGUCCUCGUCAGGAUGUUAACUCCGUUAACGUUAUGUCCACCGUUCUCGACUCUGAAACUCCAGAUUUUGUGGUCUACUUGGGAGAUGUUGUAACGGCUGACAACAUAGCAAUUCAAAACGCAAGCUUGUUUUGGGACAAAGCAAUCUCUCCUACAAGAGACCGAGGCAUUCCAUGGUCUACUCUCUUUGGUAACCACGAUGAUGCUUCUUUCGUUUGGCCUUUGGAUUGGUUCUCUUCUUCCGGUAUCCCUCCUGUUUGCUGCCCCGCAUCCGAUGAUGGAUGCGCGUUUAGAGGAACAACGCGGCUGGAACUGAUUCAGGAAGAGAUGAAGUCUUCCAAUGGACUCUCACACUCAAUGAUUGGUCCUAAGGAGCUAUGGCCAAGCGUAUCUAACUAUGUCCUUCUCGUGGAAUCAUCGGAUCAUUCCAAACCACCCGUGGCAUUGCUAUACUUUCUUGAUUCGGGCGGUGGAUCAUACCCGGAGGUUAUCUCAAAUGCUCAAGUUGAAUGGUUUAAAACCAAGUCUAAUAGACUUAAUCCCGAUUUAAGGAUCCCAGAGUUGAUAUUUUGGCACAUACCUAGUAAAGCAUACAAGAAAGUAGCUCCCAGGCUAUGGAUAAUAAAACCAUGCGUCGGAUCAAUCAACAAAGAGAAAGUUGCUGCUCAAGAAGCUGAAAAUGGGAUGAUGAAAGUUCUUGAGAACAGAUCUUCGGUUAAGGCAGUGUUUGUGGGACACAACCAUGGACUAGACUGGUGCUGUCCAUACAAAAAUAAGCUCUGGCUUUGCUUUGCUAGACACACGGGCUAUGGUGGGUACGGAAAUUGGCCAAGAGGAUCAAGGAUUUUGGAGAUUACUGAAAUGCCUUUUCGUAUCAAGUCCUGGAUUAGGAUGGAAGAUGGAUCUGUACAUAGUGCAGUUAAUCUAACAUAUGAUUAGUCUAUUUAAUUACAUAUGUCAAACUUUGUGAAGAUGAUAUUGCCGAAUUGUUGGUAAAUAUGGGUUAGAGGUGAUUCAAGACAAAAAAAAGAAAUAAUGCUUUAUAAUGAAACAGGAAUAUCUGCAGCA